This is a messenger RNA of Kickxella alabastrina, 1731 nucleotides long. RefSeq lists its product as uncharacterized. The transcript has 2 exons. The record is from RefSeq and is a predicted model, not a curated record. Lineage: Eukaryota; Fungi; Kickxellomycota; Kickxellomycetes; Kickxellales; Kickxellaceae. Bases 1 to 1731 code for a protein of 576 amino acids.
AUGAACGCGUUUCAAAACUUUGAACUCACACAGUUUGCGCCCAAAAACCCAUCUUCUCCCGAAGAGAGCAGCUCCAGGCAGCAGCAGCACCAGCAGCACCAGCAGCAAUAUUCUCAACAAAGCUAUGAUUAUCAGCAGCACCAUUAUCAACAGCAAUAUUCUUACGUUCCAGGGUACCAGUUUUCCACAGAUCAAUCCCACCAACAGCAACAGCAACAGCAACAGCAACAGCAGGGUCAGAGUCAGGGAUCUAAAAACCACCCGUCGUUGCCCUCAGGAUCGCAACUAACACCAGCAGAUUCUUCUUUCAACCUAGGGUCACCGGAUUCCAAUAUGAGCGAGUUCACAUACGCCGCCCAGCCACCAGCGCCGCCCACAUCAUCGGCGCCACUGGUCAACUACACUACAGACACAUACGCGCUCGAAAGCCCCUCCCACACGCCAAUCUCUGCAUUCUCGCAAUACCCGUACCAGCAGCACCAACACCAACACCAGCAUGGCUUUCAGAACGGCAGCUCGUCGGCAUACAAUCCGUACCCAUACCAGAUUCCAAGCCACGCUCAUCUCAGUCAACAGGUUAUGCAGCCGCCUCCGCCUGGGAUAGCAAUUAAUGACGCUCCUGUUGUGCCAAUGUCGCCCUCACAUCAGCUUAGUGGCAGAUUGGACGCAGGCGAUGCGGUGGAGGGCGCGACACAGGGCGGACAGCAGAAAAAGAAGCCGCCGCGUAAUAAGAGCAAGUUCAAGCGCUUCCGAAAUGCUUUCAUUUAUUUCGUCAAUGACCAGAGGGACAAGGUGGAUGAUGACACCAAGAAGCUCAAGAACCGCGAGUUCUUGCAGCUGAUGAGCGCGCGGUGGAAGACCAUGUCCGAAGAAGAACGCGGGCCCUACGUCAGCCUCGCCGAAGAGGACAAGAAGCGCUUUGAGGAAGACGUCAAAAAAUUUGGCAAAUACGAGUCCCGCCAGCGCCGCUACAACAAGGGCCGCGCGAACGGAAAGGCCGCGAGAGCCCACGAUUCCGAACCAUACACUAUUCCAACAGCAGUCGACGGCAACAAAAACGACCAUUCUUCAACUUAUGGAAUUGCGGGCAAGGAUGGUGUUGAACUCGCAUACAGUUUUGACGGUAGCAUCAACGAUGCGCGCAGUACGAUGAGCCCUGCUGUACAGGUUGCUGGUAAUGCGCCGCCAAUCCAUCAGUUCUACACAGGUGGGAUCCAGCCUGUGCCUUCGCCGGCCGCUAUGGCGGCAGUUGCCGCAGCCACAGCCAGCUGGCAGGGCAACCACUACGGGAAUAUGAUCAACACAGCUGGGACUGCCGCAGGGAUCCAGCAUCAGCAUCAGCAGGUGUCUCUGCUGAACACUCCCGACACGAUGCUUCACAGGAGCACAACCCCCAAAGUCAACCCAUCAAACAACAGCAUCAAUAACAGUGGCAUCCAGGCGCCAUUUGCUGACAAUGGGUACCAUUGGACCGAGACGGGUGCAAAUGUAGCCGGCGAUCUCCCCAAUUCUGUCAGCGGGCUGGCCGUGGCGUCGAUGGGCCAGGGCACCGCCAAAUACCAUAACAGUUACCAGCCAGCUCAUCCAUCGGCUUCUCCCGCUAGCUUCAUGCAGAUCCCCGCCGGUCUUCCUAUCUCUCAUUCGCUGACCGAGCCUAUGCUUUUCUACGGUGGUCAGCACACUAACAACAACCAGUGCAUAUCGUCUGACACUAACACGGGCAAUGUGUGA